This is a messenger RNA of Zeugodacus cucurbitae (melon fly), 886 nucleotides long. RefSeq names its product mitochondrial import inner membrane translocase subunit Tim22 (gene Tim22). Gene Ontology annotation, molecular function: transmembrane protein transporter activity. Gene Ontology annotation, biological process: protein insertion into mitochondrial inner membrane. The transcript has 4 exons. Gene Ontology annotation, cellular component: TIM22 mitochondrial import inner membrane insertion complex. The coding region runs from base 130 to 708 and encodes 192 amino acids. NCBI's taxonomy places the organism in Eukaryota, Metazoa, Arthropoda, Insecta, Diptera, Tephritidae. The record is from RefSeq and is a predicted model, not a curated record.
AGCUGCAAGUGAACAGCUGACAGCACGUUUUGACAGCCGCGCAUGGCGAAAAAACAACAAACAUCUAGUACAAAUAAAAUAUUGUAUACAAUAACUUGUUUUUAAUUAAAAGAAGAAAUUUAAAAGAAAAUGGUUAAUUCACCCGCGGAACAAAAACAAGAUAAACGUGUGUUUUUCGAGAAUGCGCAAAUGGAUGAAAUGGCACAGCAUUUUGUUGGGAAUCUAUAUAGAUAUCGUGAAAAUAUAGUGCUCCCUUCUAGUAAUGGACCAGUGCAAAUAAAAACCAACGAGGAAAAAAUGAUUGAAAAGACAGUCGAAAGCUGCGCCUUCAAGUCUAUAACUGCCUGCGUUAUGGGUUAUGGUUUGGGCGCCGCUAUCGGUUUGUUUAGCGCCUCGGUCAAUCCCAGCCUAACAGAUCCAUUAUUGCAUGAAAAGAAACAGACAGCACGUGAGAUUUUACGAGAUAUGCGCAAGACAACGCAUGGUUACGCCAAGAAUUUUGCCAUGAUUGGUAUGGUGUUCUCAGGUGUGGAGUGCACAAUCGAAAGUUAUCGAGGUGUUACCGAUUGGAGAAACGGUACCUACGCGGGCGCCGUUACAGGGGGGCUGAUUGGUCUGCGUGCGGGCGUUAAGGCCGGUAUUGUGGGUGCUGCUGGUUUCGCCGCAUUCUCAACUGUUAUUGACUACUAUAUGCGGCAUCGCAUGUAGAGAAAUUGUGAAAAAGAGCUUAACUAUUUUCCUAUUGAAUAAUAAUUGUGUUAGUCUGUUAGUCCUUGUUACAAAGUGUAUAAUAAUAAAGAGUCGAUUAUUAUGCAGUAAAUAAAACAAUUUUGUAAACAAAUUUAAGCUGUAAAAUAAAAUCGCGAAUUAUUCAUAAUUAAAAAUA